Messenger RNA from Ziziphus jujuba (common jujube), 2242 nucleotides. Its product is annotated as GDP-mannose transporter GONST2. Gene Ontology annotation, molecular function: GDP-mannose transmembrane transporter activity; antiporter activity. The record is from RefSeq and is a predicted model, not a curated record. NCBI's taxonomy places the organism in Eukaryota, Viridiplantae, Streptophyta, Magnoliopsida, Rosales, Rhamnaceae. The transcript has 10 exons. Gene Ontology annotation, cellular component: Golgi apparatus. The coding region runs from base 835 to 2040 and encodes 401 amino acids.
UACAUGCCGUAGAGCAUAACACAAAACAUUUUUGAAACUAUCAUUUAGUCAAAAAGAUUUGAACCCAUUUAUUGGCCUAACCGCUCCAACCAACCCGACCCGACUCCAUAGUUUCCGCGCGAAACCUGCAGAUGAAAAGUCCACCAAAACAUGGUGCAUGAAGCAGAAAGUCAGCAAUUCGCAUCUCGUCACUUUACUGGGUACUCAGUGAGUGACUCAGUGAGUGAGAAUUGUGAGAAAGAAAUUAAUGGUGGUGUUGUUUUGAUGUUGUUCAUGGAUGAUUCUUCUCAGGAGUUUGACUUUGGAAAAAACCCUCGGGAAGUGUUUUGCGAUCCAAAAAAAAAAAAUAUUAUUCAAAAAAUUCCAUGGACGGUCUUCUCUCGCCUGGAAUCUCGCUUUCUCCCCACUCUCUCCAUCUGCUUUCUUUAUGCUCACAUUCUGCCAAAUCUCCUUUUUCCCUCACUUUCUCAUCCUCAUUUUCUACGCUAUGCCUUCACUUUAGAUCCACGACCACCCCCUCUGGAAAUUAUAUUUCUUUUAUUUUAAAUUUUUUCCUCUUUUGUCCGUUGCCUUUGGCGUACUCUUCAAAAAGAUCUCUUUCACGGAUUUUUCAUGAAUUUUCUGAUCAUCUCGCUCCUUUACGAUCUUUGCAUUACCGAGGCGUUUUGAAUUAUUUUCCUUUUCUAAUAUUUUCUUCUUCUGAGUAAUGGGUUUGUUUGGGGAUUAGCUAUUUAGUAAUUGAAAGCCCCAGAGGAUAUUCGAAGGUGCAGUGGAGAAAAAAUAAAAAGUAAAAAGUUGUGUCAUUUUGAGAAUUUGGAAUUGGGUGUUUGUGAUAUGUCAUCUGGAUUCAACUCUGGUGCGGUUCAAGGUCUUGACAAUGAGGACCUUCCAAUUAGCUCUGUGAAUGAUGCAGGGACAACAGGUGAAAGGGCUAAUGGAGGCUACGCAGUUCAUAAUGGUAUUGGGAUACAAGGAAACGCCUCCAUUAUCAAUGUCCCAGCAAAUGCAGAACGUAGAGCUUUGGUUGACAGAUUCUCUAGAGGUAGACCAGUACCCGGUGAUAGCGUUAGUAUUUUGGUUUAUGGGGAUGAAAAGCGUGAACAUGGAUCUGGAACAAAAUCCAGUCCUCUUUUAUCAGGGACAGCAUACUGCUUUUCUUCAUGCAGCAUGAUACUGCUGAAUAAAGUUGUUCUCUCAAGUUAUAACUUCAAUGCAGGAAUAUCGUUGAUGUUUUAUCAAAAUUUUAUCAGUUCUGUUAUUGUUAUUCUUUUGGGCUUAUGCGGAGCAGUUUCAGUGGAAAAACUCAAUUGGAAGCUGAUUAGGGUCUGGAUUCCUGUCAAUGUAAUUUUUGUUGGCAUGCUUGUAUCAGGCAUGUAUAGUGUAUUUUUCCUUGCCAGUUUGAAAUACAUAAAUGUUGCAAUGGUGACAAUUCUGAAGAAUGUGACAAAUAUUUUAACAGCACUUGGAGAAUUGUAUAUGUUUCGGAAACAUCAGAAUCAGAAAGUAUGGACCGCCAUGUUUUUGAUGAUUAUCUCUGCUAUCAGUGGUGGUAUUACAGACCUUUCCUUUGAUGCUGUAGGUUACUCAUGGCAGAUUAUAAAUUGUGUUCUGACAGCAACCUACUCGCUAACUUUACGGCGAGUCAUGGACGAAGCAAAAAAACAAACAAAAUCAGGAUCUCUUAAUGAAUUUUCAAUGGUCUUGCUGAAUAAUUUGCUGUCUCUACCUUUUGCCAUCUUCUUGAUUCUCCUGUUUGGGGAAUGGGAAUAUGUGGUAAACGUGGAUGUUGCCAAAUUGCCAAUGUUCUGGGUUGUUGCAACAGCUAGUGGUUUGCUUGGGCUAGCCAUCAGCUUCACCUCUAUGUGGUUUCUACAUCAAACUGGCCCUACCACUUAUAGUUUGGUGGGUUCCUUGAACAAAAUUCCCAUAUCUAUUGCUGGUACAGUGUUAUUCAAGGUGCCAAUCAGUCUAUCCAACUUGUUCAGUAUACUAUUCGGUUUAUUUGCUGGAGUAUUCUUUGCCGGGGCCAAAAUGUCCUGAUUUUGAAGUCAGACCAACUUCUAACGGUCAAUGAGCCGUCUGCAUGAUCAGAUCAAAGAAACUGACUCGAGCACACGGUUCCCAGACUUGAAAGAAGGGAAUGCCAUUUUGUUGUUGUUUUUACAAUACUUUCAUAACUUGUAUUUGAAUGGUUUAGGAGAUUCAUAAUUAUAAUAUAUAUACUAUCAACAAGAUUUAUUUA